AUGGGCCAGUCCAAUUCAUGGGCACUCGCCAGCGAUACCAUUAAGGGGGAACAAUACCGCGCCUACCACGCGGCUCGCCAGAAUAUCGUGCAUCGUGCCUUUCAGAAAUGUGUCGCACCUUCAAGCACGGAGGUAAGCGAUUUUAACCUCACCAAGGAUGAGCAGACAUGUGUGGAGGAGUUUGCGCUCCUUUACGCCGCAUUUGCCAAGAAUGGCUUUGCUCAGUUGAGUCAACUGUAUGAGCAGCAUCAGCGGGAAAUGUAUGAAAAGGCGCGGUUGGAAAUGAUGGCGCAGCAGGCACGAAGAGAAUUGAGGCACUAA
Trypanosoma cruzi is the source of this 321-nucleotide messenger RNA. RefSeq lists its product as uncharacterized. NCBI's taxonomy places the organism in Eukaryota, Euglenozoa, Kinetoplastea, Trypanosomatida, Trypanosomatidae. Bases 1 to 321 code for a protein of 106 amino acids. The transcript has a single exon. The record is from RefSeq and is a predicted model, not a curated record.